Messenger RNA from Vespa velutina, 11102 nucleotides. RefSeq lists its product as uncharacterized. The coding region runs from base 496 to 4449 and encodes 1317 amino acids. Gene Ontology annotation, biological process: regulation of transcription by RNA polymerase II. The transcript has 6 exons. Gene Ontology annotation, molecular function: RNA polymerase II cis-regulatory region sequence-specific DNA binding; DNA-binding transcription factor activity, RNA polymerase II-specific. The record is from RefSeq and is a predicted model, not a curated record. Lineage: Eukaryota; Metazoa; Arthropoda; Insecta; Hymenoptera; Vespidae.
CUUUCUUCUCUCGAAUGCGUACGUGUACCGCGUCGAGUGAAAGACGCAAGUUCUAUGACGAUCGAAAGAACGCGCAAAGUGCUAUCGGUCUGACUUCCGUGGCCAAUACAGAGAGCGAGACCGUCAACCGAUUGUCGUCACAUCGUGUUUGAGGUCCGACAUGGGCAGCGGAUGAGUGCUAUCAACCGUGACCGAUUUAUGCCGGGACGAUCGGCGUUAAAGUGUCGCGCGUUGUAGUUAUGACGGUGAAGCGCACUCGAUCAUAUUGCAAGCGCUUCGGCGAAUUGUCGGUACGCGCGAGUGGAGGCUCUCGAAUGGCGCCCACGCAGGACGUAUACCGGAGAGUGCGAUGCUAACAAGUAGUAAUAAUAGUAGUAGUAGUAGUAGUAGUAGAAGUCCAGCUGACUCUGACAAAAUGGUAGGGCCCUCUCUAUCGGCGGGAGGUUAUAGAUUCGUACGUGCUACAUAAUCCGGUACCGUCGCGGUUAGGGUACGAUGAGUACUGAUAAUCAUGAUCAGUCCAAGCCCAAACCACCACCACCACCAUCAUCAUCGGCAUCGGCAUCGGCAGCAGCAGCAGCAGCAGCAGCAGCAGCAGCGGCGGCGGCGGCAACAUUACCACCACCACCGCCACCACCACCGCUACCACCUCCACCUGCGAUACCGCCAUCGCCAUCACCACUACCACCAUCGUCUACGCGGAACAACGUCUCCGUCGACGAGUACGCUUUCGACGGCACGCGUAUCAAGAAAGAACAAAGUGACAUUUGUCUCGAGAACGGCGACGGUGCCGGUGCCAGCAACGUCAGUGGAGGCGGCGGUGGUGGCAACGGUGGUGGCAGCGGUGCUGGAGGAAACGGUGGAAUCACGAAAGCCGGUAUCAACGACAACAAGAGACCGCCGGCCACCCCCGCUCCCAUUGCCGGUAGGCUCUCCAACGGCUUCCACGAAGGUGACCUACUUCAGGACAUCAUCGCGGCCAAGUUCACGACCCUGGCGAAUCACGGCUCCACCGGCAAGAACGACAAGAUUCGUCUGAUGAUCGAGGACAGCGUCAGUGAAGAAUCAAAAUCACGAGUUCAGGAAAUAUUUUCCCAAGUUGAGCAACUUAAAAUAGAGGAAAAAUUGUUGCUGUACCUGAAGCUUCCAUUGUCGUUGAACAAUACUGGAGGAACUGUUGAUCCAUUGAGGCAGCCAUUAAAUCCAUUAGGAAAUCGUUAUGAAAUUCAUCAGACUAUUAUGUGGAUCAAAACACAUUUGGAAGAGGAUCCUGAAGUUUCCUUACCGAAACAAGAGGUCUAUGAAGAAUAUAACAUGUAUUGUAUAAGGAAUUCUAUGAAACCACUGUCAACUGCAGAUUUUGGAAAAGUUAUGAAACAAGUCUAUCCACGGGUACGUCCUCGAAGACUAGGCACAAGAGGCAAUUCUCGUUAUUGCUAUGCAGGAAUGCGCAAGAGAGUUAAAUUGGAAGCUCCAACGCUGCCUAACAUAUCUGGAAGUCAAACUGAGGAUGGUACAGAAGAAAAUAUUACCGAAGAAAUGUUAGGCGCUGCUUCUACAUUGAUUAGGGAAUGGGCAGAAAGUGUGUUAGGUUUUAAAUUUCCAACUUUGAGUGCCUUAGCACGUCAUCUUGUGGAUAAUCUUUGUGUCGAUACGCGAUCUCUAGCUGCCGUAUGCAUUUUAUGCGCUUCCAGGGAACCUGAUACUUCAUCCAACGAAGAGCCAACGACUGGUUUGUCAGUUACAUCAAUAUCUGGAAAACCAGGGAAAUUAAGAGAAGCACAGAUACAAUUACAACGUAAGCUACAACAACGAGAGCAUAUAAAAGAUCAAAAGCAUAGGCACAUUGACAAUGUUACACAGAAUCAGAAUAAAGAAAAGAUUAUUGAUAAUAAAGCAGGAGUAAAUAAAGGAAGUAAGAAAGUUAAGACCAAUCAGUCGCCUCAGGGUACAAAUACGCCAGCUGGACAAUAUGUGUUAAACAAACACAAUUUACCUGCCACUGUGACAGUUCGGCAAAAAAAGGUUCUUAAAGCUAGCAGUCAACCCUGCAACAACGUUUCUCCGGAAUCCAACUGUGAUAAUAUAGUGGUACAAUCGAUCGAAGAUGUUCAGAAUAAUAGCAGCACUAGAGUAGUAACGACCAAUUGCGUGAAUUCAAAGCGAGACGUUAAACCUAAAAAUUCCAGAAAGCGUGCCAAUCUUAAUGUACCAAAUCAACCAUCGGAAUCCAGUCCUGAGAAGCAAACAAAACUUGCAGAACAGCAGGUACAUGAAAAUGUAGAGCAUUCCAGUAUGUUGUUACCUAGGCUCUCAUCUGUACAACGUGCGGGGAAAAUAUCAGUGAUAUUAGCUAGUAACCUGAAGCCUACCAAGUGUAAAGCCACAGAGGCUGUUAGUAAUCAGCCUGCCAAAAACUGUGAUAUUGAAUUGCCAACAUGUUCCAAAAAUUCCAUCAAAAUAAAUGGUUGCCCAAGUAGUUUUGAUUCUAAUGGAAAUGGAACUGAAACAUCGACUCUUUUAACCAAGGAUCAACUACGAUUGUUGCAAGAAAAUUCAAACCUCAUAAGUAAGAAUGAUAAGCUUUGUUCUCUUGAUGCGGAUGCUUUGGAUGAUUAUUUAAACGGGGGUAAUAAUUCUCAAGAACAAGAAGAGGAAUUGUUGCAGUAUUUUCAACAGAAUAGUUCGUCUAGUUCAGAUGUAGAGGCAAAUGCCAUUACUGGAGACACGGAACAAAUAUCGAGAUCCGAUAAAGUGUCUCAGUUGAGAUUAAUAUUAGAACAAAAUCUAAAAGCUGGUACCGAGCAUCCACCGAUUGACAUAGUAUCCGCUACUAUCGUCAGGCAGAAUACAGUUAGUGAAAAACAGGAGGUUACUCAAACGCAUAAUUUGAUACUUCCAACAUUGUUAAAUCAUUCGAAUCAAACUAAUACGAGACGCAGAGUUAGUUUUGAAACUAAUGUCGUUGAACAUGUACAAGAUUCCAAUGUUGUUACGAAUACCGUACCUCAAAGCCCAAAUACGCGUCGUAGGAUAUUUAAUUUCACCCCAAUAUCACCUGGUCCACAUUCACCUAUCAAUGGUCGUGCUUCCAAAUCUAAUUCAGCAAACGCGAGUCCUUUCGUUUCACCACGAAAUACGCCAGUGCCUCGGUCACGGAGUAAUCUACAAGGUGGCAGCUUUAGAUCUCGAGCGAGUCAAAAGUCUUUGUCGCGUUCCAUAUCAUGCAGCAUGCCAUAUACUGGAAAAAACGAUACGUUUGUAGUACCCACCAGUGGUCCUGAAUUAGUGCGACAGGUGUCGAUGCCGCAAUCACCUCUUACUUGUACAAAGUCAUCCGAAGUACAGGUUGGUGGCAAUGGAACGCACAUCGCUAUAACGUCGAAGCAAGAAAAUCAAGGAUCACAAUGCCCUCCAUUUUUAGCAUCAGAUUUGGCACCGCAAAAGCAACUGCUUAUUAAUUAUCCAAGCCAGGAAAAUUUACAAGAAAUUAAGAAUGUGUAUCAAAGACCACAACCAACAGAUCAGGAGAUCAGUGAAUUAUUGCUUGGCAAUAAACAAUUUACUACUGAACAGCUUUUUUGUAGAUCGCAAUCUGUUCCUUUACAUCGUAUGGUAAAUCCUGCAUUAAUGUCUCCUAUCUCAACACAGCAGUGUCUCUCAAGUUUUCAAAGUCAUAGUUUUAAUCCAUCUACAAGCAGUUCAAUAGCUCCUACUCCCGUACCUAGUGAAUUCAAUGACUUUGGUUCUAUAGGUCAAUCAGAAGGGACUUCUUAUUUAUUAAACGACGUCGAUCCAAACUUUAUAUCGGAUGAUCAACAAUUUUUGAUGAAUGAUAAAGAGAUCACAUCUGAAAAUAUAACAAAUAUUCUCAAUAUCCUGAGCGAAGAGGGAUCGCAAAGUUUACAGAUUCUUCCGGAACAAUCUGGAGAAGAAGAUUUGAUAGAUAAUAAUGGGAUAGUUUUAGAUACUUUACCAAAUUCAAAUAUAAAUUUAUCAGAAGAAGAUAUGCUGGAUCCUUCGAAUGUUCUUGAUAGUUCAGUGAGUGGGGCAUUGCAAAAGAUCAUACAAUCUCGUUCUUAUCCAAACACACCUCUUCCUGCACCAGUAUCAACAUAUACACCAUCUUACGCAGAAGACAGUAAUGGUUCAAGAUCAUAUCCUUCAACACCUCUGCAUACAGUACAGUCUCAGGAAGUUUAUCAAGAGUCAAACGAACCAAUGCUCUCCAGUCCUACACUUAAUUCUUUGAACUUACACGGAGAUACUACUAGUAUCGCCACAUCGGAUAACGGCUGUAGGAAUGUCGCAGAUUUACUCGAGACCACCUUCCUAGGAGAGCCCGAUGGAGAAGCCGAUGAUCUGGAUCCUCUUAGCAAUUUUGAUGGAUUGCAAGAUGUUGAUCCAUUGACUCCCUUAUUCAAUGAAGUGACAGAGCCUAAUCGUUGAGAAAGGUCUAUUUUGACAGAGGUAACUCAGAUAUUGCAUUCUUUAUAGAAAUUUAUUAAAUAUUUUUUUAUGUAGUCGCAUGUUUUUCAUCAAUUAUAUAAUAUAUAGUACUUUGUAUAAUAAUAAGUAAAUAUAUUAUUCUGCAAAGUACAUAUUAUCAUCACAAGGAAGAAUUAAUGAAUUUAAGUUCAUUCACAGUGUCACAGAUGUCAAUGUAUUUAUGUUAAACUUUUAGCAAUGGAAAUACUACAUUGAAAUUUUUAACUAUACUUAUUUUUAGGCUACUAUUUUAUAAUCAAUUUUAAUUACACUUUUAUCUUUGCAUCAGCCCAAUUUUCUCUCUAUAAAUCUCUAUAUAUCUUCUCUGCUAUAAAUAUUAUUAAUGAUUGCAAUAUAUUAUAAUUAUUGUAAUUGAAUAACUCUAAUAUUUAUAAAUUUAUGAUCACUUUUUGUCAUAGUUUAAUUAAAUAAAAUAAAAAUUAAUGAACUUACUCAUUGAUAUAAAAAAAAUGAAAUAAAAUAAAAUAAAAUAAAGUUCAAAUUAGAUGAUCGAACCAGUUUAGUAGUAGUAGUCCGUUUUUGUAAUAUUUGACAUUACGAAUUUUCAGCCGACUAUGGGAACAUAGGAUGUUCUUCUAAUUUUUAUGGAAUAACAAAGCUCAUAACUGCCAUACUUUUUAGACUUCCAUUAUUUGAAUUACUAUCUAAUUACGCUCUAAUUGCUAUAUAAUUAAUAAAUACGAAGGCACUGUGACACGAAUUCUAAACUUUUGAUAGUGUUUUUCUGACUGCCGACUGUCAAAACAUUAAGAUAAUAUAUUAAGAUUUUAGAAUCUUUUGAUGCAAAAUUAAAAUUAUAAUGAUGUUAAAAGAAUAACAAUGAAAUUGCUCAGCUGAGAGUAUUGCUAUCUUAUAUCAUCUUAGAUAUGAGAAAGAAAAAAGUUGAUUUUAUACAAAUACUUUAAUAUUCGUCGUUUUGAAGCGCUUGUUUCUAAGUCAUUUAAGAACAUGUUAAUGUGACUCUGUUAUUUAACCACUCUAUGAAAUAUUAGCAAUCAACUGUUAGGCAUUGGUAUUGUGCGGUAUUGAGCCCAGUAUAUAAUAGAACGUACUUUGUAAUCCUAUAAUUGAUUAGUAACUACAUUUUGUAAUAAAGUAUACAGUCUUAGUUGAUCUUUUUAUUACUUAUCAAAUUCAAACUAUCAGAUGGUGUUUAAAUCCUAUAGAAAAUACAGUGUUUUAGAGCCCCUUGCAUACUUUGGUAUUAUAUCACAUUUUAUAUCAAUUAAAACUACACAAGCUAUUGCUACAGUAGAUCUUCUUUCUCUUCUUUUUCUUGUUUAGUAAUCAACAAAUUUUAAAAUGAUUUCACGGGAAUAUAUAUUGGAUUAUGUAUAUAUAUAUUUUUUUUUUGUUUUUAUUCAAAUAGAAUAUUUGAAUCAAUAUUUAUCAAUAAUUGUUAAAAUUUCUUUAAUUCUUUUAUCUAUAUUUUAUGAAAUGAAUUAGCAGCUGUGGUCGAUAGUUUUAUCACUUGAACUUAUGACAUAUGUGAAAUUUUUAAUCUACGUUUUACAACAUAGAAUAACAUUAUACGUAUAUAAAAAUGCGGUAAUCGUGAUUUAUUCACGCAUUAACUUACGUAUAAAGUAUUAUAUGACGUGUUACGUAGCUAAAUACGAAAUUUUAUAUAGUUAACAUUAUAUAAUUAAUCGAUUGAUAUGAUUUUUUGUAAAAUUUUAUUUGCGAAAAGUUUUAUUGAUACAAACGAUAUAAAGGAAUUUAAAUAAAGAUUCUGGGCGCUGGUAGAAAAAGAGCAUGAAAGAAUCUUCCGUGGCAAGCACACUUUCUAUCACUUUGUCCUUUAAACAACGCAAUCAUUCUCAAUUUGUUAGUUAUGUUAAAAAGUGAAGAAAAAUAUAAAAAUCUGAUAAAUUGAAGAUAUCGCAGUCUUAUCUUAGAAUCGAAAACAAAUCUUUAUCAAAUAUUACGCGAUAUGAAGAAUUAAAAACCAGGAGAAAAACAAAAUAGAAAGUUUGUAAGCUAGAGGAGAGCAAAGACGCAAUAUUAAUGAAAUCGAAUAGGCUUAUUUUUUUUUUUUUUCUUUUCCUUUAGUAAAAAUUGUUUCUCUUCGAUCGUUUUUUCAAUGCAAACAUUGAAAAUGUUUAAUUUUGAUAACGGAUCGUCUAUAAUAUUCAUAUCGAUAUCGAAAAAGUACCUAAUUGUUUUCAGAUCACGCAUUUUACGAGUUGAUCACGUAUAAAUCUGAUUCGUUCGUGUUACCAACAACAAAUGCGAAUUAUGCGAAAAACGUUUUUUCUUUUUUUUUUUUUUUUUUUUUUUUAAUGAAAAAAAUUGGACGAUUUGUCAAGCGUAUCUAAAAAAAAUUGAUUAACUAUUCAAUUAUGAUAUUUUACUGCGCAUUGCGAGAUUGUCGUAAAGUUAUUAUUGUACAAAUAUAAAACUGAUUAUAAUCAAGUAGUGUAUGUAUGAGAUACGAAGGAAAAGAAAAGAAAAAAAAAAAAAAAAAAAAAAAAAAAAAAAAAAGAAAAAAGAAAGAAAAAAUAAAAAGAUUUAAUAAUUAACGAAUAAAUCGUGAUAGGGAUCGUUUCGAGAAAAAAAGGAUAGAAAAAUAAACCAGAUUUAUUCGUAAACGAUAAUACUACGAAUAUUCUUGUGUGAAAAAGUAUUUAACACAAAUUCGACCAAUUCUCGAAAAUCUUGCGAAUUUCUAUGUGAAAAAUUGCUAAACUUGUAAUUAUAAGUAAGGAACACGUAUUAUGAUAUUACUUGUUACACGCACAAAAACGAUUUAGGUAGAAGUUAUUCAAUAUAAUCGUAUAAUCAGGGUUUGACCGUACUGUUGUGCUUUUUCUAAUUUAUCUAGAUACAAGUUAGAAAUACAUAUUACAUAUAUUUCGACCAUUCUGUUUUACGCUCUUACGAAUUCGAAAUUCCUUUGUAGUUUAACUACGAUUCAUACCAAUAUAUACAUACUAAUUUGACCGAUAUUAAAGUAUUUGAAACUUAUAUAAGAGAGACUAUAUGUGAAAAAUGAAAGAUAAUAUCAUCGAAGUCCGAUUGAUACCAAAAAAUACUUGUAUCUAGAUAUAUUAACAGCAUUAUUUUAUUUGCAACUGAAAAUUAAUAUACACAUACACACACACAUACACGAAAAUCAAUAUGCGCGUGUACGCGUUUGUGCAAAUGUGUUUAAUAUAUAUAUAUAUAUAUAUAAUAUAUUAUAUUAUAUAUAUAAAAUAUAUUAUAUCAUAUAUAUAUAUAUAUAUAUUUGCAGGAACACUCAAUAGACACAAUUAUAUUUAAAAGAAGGACGAUCUUGUCCGAAGCAAAAGUAUUUCAAUUCAUUUGUAAUGAAAACUGUCACUAAAUUAUUCAAUGCAAUAAGACCACGGUUUUUUCUGAAAGUAAGAAAUCGAAGAAUGUGAUUGUAUAGCGUGACAAGAUCGUUGUUAUCUCAACAUAGUGUAACUAAUUUACGUCUUGUAAUGUCACAUUGUAUUCCUUUUCUCCUUCGAUAGUUUGUCCAUUUAACGGUCUAAAUUGAUAUCAGGAUUAAAUUGAUUAAAUCUUUUGACUAAUUUUUAUUUAGACAAUAUUUUAAUCUUUUAUCGAAAAUGAUACAUUGAAACAAUAUUUAAAUUAAGGAUUAAUUUAAAGAUUAAUUUUUUUGCCGUUUAAUUUGAUCGCUUGGAUCAUAAUCUUUUGUAAAAAUAUUCUGGGUUGUAUCUUUUGGGUUGGGUUCAUUCUUUUUUUUUUGUCUUUUUUUUUUGUAAAAUUUUAUAUUAAAGUUAUUCGCAAAUUUCGAAGGAGAAAAAAAUGGCUCCAUCGGGAGAGAAAAAGUUAUUACUUAGAUAUCAAUAGUAUUGCAUGGGGUAGAUCAGUGAAAUAUACAACAUAUACAUAUAUCAGAGAAUCGUAGAAUGCAAUAAAAUUAUUCAAAUGAUUUUUGAUCAAUAUGCACAUAAAGCCAGACACGCAUGUAAAUCCAAAUCCAAUCAGUUAUUAGACCUUCAGAAAAUACUUGCAGUCAUUGAUUAUUUGUUGUUAAGUAAUAUGUAAUUGAAUUUUGCGCGAAUAAUAUUAAAGAAACAAGAUGGUAUGGAGAGAAGGGAUAUGUUGCAUUGAAAUAAACAAAUAAGAGGGAUAGACGGAGAGAGAGAGACCGGGAGAGAAAGAGAGAGAGAGAGAGAGAGAGAGAGAGAGAGAGAGAGAGAGAGAGAGUGUGUGACAGCAAGAAUAAGAGUGAGAGGGGAAAGGGAAGAAAAAUAGUAUGACAAAACUCGAUGUGUUUAUGUUUACUGACAUACAUAUAAAUGUAUCGUUGACAUUGUUAUCUUGCCAGGAGUGAUCUAUCUGCGUUCUUGCGACAAUCGCAUUAUUUUCACAUCAAGAUAAAUCUAAUGAUAUCGUAUAAAAAUGAUCGCGCAGAUGAAACGAUCUUCAAAAAAAUCGGCUUCCUCGAUUUCAAGAAGAUUCUUUCAUUCAUCUAUAUAUAAAAGAAAAAAAAGAAAAAAAAAAAAGAAAAAAAAAAAGAAAAAAAAAGAAAAAAAAAGAAAGAAAAAAAGAAGAAAUUUCCUUGAUCUUUUGUACCGUCGAAUGCCAAGCGAAUAAAAUCAAGCAAUCGGAAAGCGGUCUUCCGAUUGUAUGAGCAAGUAUCGCUGGUGGUUCGCUUUUCUUUGUAAAUAAAAACUCUUUUUUUUAGAAAACGUUAUAAACAAACAAAAUGAUGAUAAUGUGUUUAUCCUUUUACUCCUACCAAGUAGAUGAAAUGACGAUGACGAAUAUCAUUCGACGUUUUUCAAAGUUAUUCGUUACAUCGAUUAAAUUUAAUAAUAUCAUGAAAAAAGGAAUGAAUUUAUUUAUGAAAAAAAAAAACGAGAAAAAAAACCAAAAAAAAAAAAAAGAAAAAUGAAAAAGAAGAUAAAAGAAAACGUAGUUUCUUGUGUGGCUUAUGAAACAGGACCAUAUCCUAAUACUAAAUCAUUCAUUGUAAAUUUAUACGCAAUUGCUUUCUCUUAUGUCAACUUAGAUGCAAUGACGGAAUUGAAUCUUUGUUUUUCUUUGAGAGAUUUCUUUACACGUAUAAUUGUUAAACAAUUUAUAUUGUCAAAUAAACGAAUUGCAAUCUUGAAGAUGAACAAAAUUAAUGUGAAAUAAUGGCUGCUUUUGUGAGAGAUCAUUGUAAUUAAUAAUAUAAAUCUUUCCUUGAUAUAUUUUAUUAAUUAAGCUAUAUAUCAAGCGAUUACGUUUCUCUUUCUUAUUAAUGUUUCUUUUUUUUUUAUUUUUUUUUAUUUUUUUUUUUUUUUAUAAUUCAAAUAAUUAAUUAUUGAAUUUAGAAUGGAAAAAAAAAAAAAAAAAAAAAAAAAACAGUAGUAUGACCUUUAACCAUCUAUAUCGAAAAUAUUUUUAAAAAUUUGUUCUGUUUCUAAGAAACUUGAGCAAUUUUAUACUGUACCCUAAGAAACUAGAUGAUUAACAAUAUUUAUAGUUAAUCAUCUUCACAUUUAUGAGUUAGUAAACUGUGAUAUUUGCGUGAGUGCUUACAUAUAUGUUAUUUUGUGUACACAUUUAUUGUAAAUAGUCCUUAAUCUAUCAGAUUUAUAUUAUUUUAUUCCACAGUAUGUUUGCUCAUGCGUGAAUGCAGCGUACUUUAAACGAAGCAACUGUAAUGACAUAGUUGCAACACAAAUUGCAAUCCAAGUAAUUUUCUCAAAAUAGUCUUUUCGUUCCAUAGUAUUAAUAUAACGUUGAAUUAUAUAGAAAUCGUUGUGUAAUUGUUCAUUACGUUUUCGUGUGAUGGUAAACAUUAAAAUUUGUCAAAUAUAACUUUGUUACGAUUUAUUAAAAAUCAAAGUAGAUCUUUAUAAAAGACCUGCUAAGCUAUUUCUGGAACGAAUAGGCUCCAGCAAUAUAAUUAUAUAAUUUGCACAAUGUGACAGUGUAUUAGAUAUAGAACUUAGGCAAGAUUAUAAAUCUGUAACAUUCACAUAUAUACUGUAGUGUCAGAGAAUAGGUAGGAGAAUAUACAAAAUAUAAGAUAUAUAAAUAUAUAUAUAUAUAUAUAUAUACACAUAUAUAUCUAUAUCUAUAUAUAUCUAUAUAUAUAUAUAUAUAUAUAUAAUUUUGUAUAAUUUAUAAUAUCUAUACGAUGGUAAAUAAAAUGUUAACAUUGUAUGGCCUAAAUAUUAUUCGUUUCUGUUUAUAAAUAUAGGUAAGUACAUUAUGUUCGAUAUUAAUAUUACUAUUUAAAGGGAUAUUUUCAAGUGAAGUGUGUGUAUGCGAAGUGCAGUAACGUUAAAAAUUAAAUAUUAUAGUAAAAUUGAUUUUAUAUCUCUGCCGUAAUGUUCUAAAAGUACAUUCCUUUUAUUGUAUUAAAGAUAGUACAAGACACAUUAAUAACUUGACACAAAAGCUAAAGCUUACGUUAUUAAAUUUGAUCAAGUUAUUGUGUAGAUAGACUGAAAGUGACGAAUAUGUCACAUUUAUGAUAACAUAAAAAAGUAGCCAUAAAUUUCAAAUAAUACAGCUUCCUAUGUUAUCAAUCAUGCACCACAAUAUCCUGUGAUUAUAUGUAAUACAAUAAUUAAUAUUAGUUAUUAGCAAUGUAAUUAAUAAAAGUAUAAAAUUGACCU